AGAGUCGAUGGAUCUCACUCGCCCUCUGAUUUCUAUUUUGAUUGGAGGAUUAAACAACAACUUCCUUUUAUUGACGAAGCAUAAGAUAAACGAGGCCUUUCGUCAGUGUUUUACUUAUUCCCAUUAUGUGUAGAACAUUCGAAAUAGGAAAACCAUAAUUCCUCAGAAUGAAGAAAAGGUAAUUUGGGGUUCUAGUUCAGUUUAUUGAGAUGCUUAUGAAAAACAAGGUGAAUAUCUAGAAUCAGGGAAAAUAUGGAAAGAACCAAAGCAUGAAGGGUUACUUGCGGAUUCCUUGAUUAUCAAUCUAGGAGAGGAUGUUGGAGAAAAAGUUCUGUCUUAUUUUCGGAACAGCACCAAUAAUUCUGUUAGUUCCCAUGGUCGCACGCAGAUGGGCAUUAUCUUGUCAGCUACUGGUUCAGUUUUGGACCCGAUAAUGGAUACAGAAAAUUCAUCAGCUUCAGAUAAGGGUUCAUUUUCAAUAAUAAAGCUUCAGGGAAAAUAUAUUAUAUCUGAAGAUGGUCAAGUUCAGCAAGAAGGACCACUGACUAUACUCUGUGCUGGUUCAUCUGGUGUUGCUGUUGGAGGUCGAGUUAAUGGUCAUCUGGUUGCAGCAAACCUGGUCCAGGUUAUGGUGGGUCGUUUCUACGCAUAAACCAAGAGAAGGUGAAGCGAAAAUUUGAAGAGCUGCAUUCACCUCUUGUUUUGCUAGUUUUGUUUCUCCAUCAACAUCUGUGCUUUCUAUUCUUCUUUCGUUAUACUUUGAAACAAAAACUGGAUUAGUUACCUUUCAUGUUGGUUUCUCUUGACAUUGACCAGGAUAGUCCAACUAAAAAGCUUAAUGUUUAUUGAUAGAAAACCUUAAAACUUCUUUUGGAUGAUCUUCUGUAGUUGAGUACCUUUUUGUAGGGCGAGUAUUUGCAUUUUGCAGGAAAUGUCCUAGUUUUUUUGU
Messenger RNA from Nicotiana attenuata, 949 nucleotides. RefSeq names its product AT-hook motif nuclear-localized protein 8-like. Lineage: Eukaryota; Viridiplantae; Streptophyta; Magnoliopsida; Solanales; Solanaceae. Bases 389 to 652 code for a protein of 87 amino acids. The record is from RefSeq and is a predicted model, not a curated record. The transcript is spliced from 6 exons. Gene Ontology annotation, molecular function: minor groove of adenine-thymine-rich DNA binding.